GAGAAAUUCUUGUAGGGACAUAUUUCCAAUUAUUACUAAAUGACAUUGCAUGACUUCUAUUUCACCUUUUCAGUAGCAUUUCUACAUUUGAAGAGAAAAGUUCUGCGAUCAUUUCGUCCCUAAAAUUUUGAGCUUAACGUCUGGAAGGAUAAAUAGUUAUAUUGAGUUAAACUAACUUCGACAUGUCUGACACCACCAUUCUUGACGCCCUGGUAGUCGGUGCCGGGUUUUCUGGAAUUCACACCCUUUGGAAGUUACGCAAGCUUGGGUUUUCCGUAAAAAUUUACGAAACAGGCAACGGUCUGGGAGGCACUUGGUGGUGGAACCGAUAUCCUGGCGCCCGUGUGGACAGUGAGACUCCGAUUUACCAACUCUCCGAAGAAACAGAAGUUUGGUCCGACUUUGAGUGGCGAGAGCGGUUCCCCGGCAGAGAAGAGUUGCAACGAUAUUUCAACCACGCUGAUAAGAAACUUGGACUUCGGAAGGAUGUCGUUUUCAACACAUGCGUCACUGAAGCAGCCUGGGACGAAUCUCGUCACGUCUGGAUUGUCAAAACCAACACGGGUCUGACCACGUUGGCUCGACAUCUCAUCCUCUGCACGGGUUUUGCAGCGAAACGAUUCACCCCAAAUUUUCCAGGGCUUGAAAAAUUUAAGGGCGUCAUCCAUCACUCCGGCGUGUGGCCAGAGGAGGGCGUUAAUUUCGAAGGGAAAAAGGUCGCCAUUAUCGGAACAGGAGCUUCGGGAGUACAAAUUAUUCAAGAGAUCGGCCCUGUCGUGAAACAUCUCACCGUGUAUCAAAGAACCCCCAACUUGGCCAUACCCAUGAGACAAAAGUACCUCAAAGACGAUGUGAACUCCUCCCUUUGGAAAUUCCCUGAAAUAUCGCGAUACCCAGAAAUUUUCCGAAAAUUGAAGGAUACCUUCGGCGCUUUAAUAAUCGACCUGGACUUCACGGAGAAAAAAUUUGACUCCUCUUCAAAACAGGAGAGACUCGCUCUCUAUCAAUAUUUGUGGGAUUAUGGAGGCUUUUCUUUCUGGUUGGCGGGAUUCAAGGACAUUUUUUACGUCCAGGAAGCGAACGACGAAGUCUACGAUUUUUGGUCGGAAAACAUCCGCGCUAGGAUAGAUGACCCCGUCAAGAAGGACUUGCUAGCGCCUAAGAAAGCGCCGCAUGCAUGGGGCACGAAGAGACCCUGUCUCGAGCAAGCGUACUACGAGGUGUACAAUCAGCCCAACGUGGAUCUUAUCAAUGUUAAGGAAUCCCCAAUCUUGGAGAUUACUGAGACCGGGGUGAAAACGAAAAACGAAGGUGUCAUCGAUGUCGACGUCCUCAUCCUGGCGACCGGUUUUGAUUCGGUGACGGGGGGAAUUCUCGACAUCAAGAUAACCAACGGGGAGGGUGUAACGAUUCAGGAAAAGUGGCGUGGGGAGAACGGGACGGAAACUUACUUGGGUCUGAGCACUAAUGGUUUCCCGAACACGUACUGGUUUUAUGGACCACAUGGUCCGACAGCGUUCUCCAACGGACCUACUUCCGGGGGUCUGCAGGCCGAUUGGGUGGUCGACCUGAUGGUGAAAAUGAGAGAGGAGGGCAAGACCCGGGUGGAGGCGCAAAAACCGAGUGAAAAGGAGUGGACCAAGGCCCUGAGAGACGAGUGGUACUCCUCCCUUUUUCCCCCAACGGAUUCUUGGUACCAAGGGGCCAACAUUCCGGGGAAGAAGAGGGAGCCGUUGAAUUAUUUGGGUGGCAUUCCGGCCUAUAUUGAGGAGUUGGAAAAAUCCAAGAAUAAUAAUUAUGCCGGCUUUACCAUUGUGUGAUUCAAUUAUGAAAUUUAAAACACAUUUCUUGUUGUUUUAUAACUGCCUCUUGUCGUAGUAACUAAAGUAGAUUUAAUUUGCAUAAUGCUCAUCAGUUGAUGUCUUGGUUCAUUAUGUUCACUCUUGGUUAAAAUGUUCUUGUUUUCAACAUCAAUAAAAAAUAAUUUGUUCUAAUCUAUAAGAAAUAACUUUUCUGCAGUAAUAAAUAUGAAAGUCGAAUAGGUAAAGGUUAACGUAAAACAA
Folsomia candida is the source of this 2063-nucleotide messenger RNA. Its product is annotated as baeyer-Villiger monooxygenase. The record is from RefSeq and is a predicted model, not a curated record. NCBI's taxonomy places the organism in Eukaryota, Metazoa, Arthropoda, Collembola, Entomobryomorpha, Isotomidae. The coding region runs from base 183 to 1820 and encodes 545 amino acids. The transcript is spliced from 4 exons. Gene Ontology annotation, molecular function: NADP binding; flavin adenine dinucleotide binding; N,N-dimethylaniline monooxygenase activity.